This is a messenger RNA of Eublepharis macularius, 7606 nucleotides long. It is a transcript of the gene PLCD3, whose product is annotated as phospholipase C delta 3. The transcript has 16 exons. Bases 45 to 2390 code for a protein of 781 amino acids. NCBI's taxonomy places the organism in Eukaryota, Metazoa, Chordata, Lepidosauria, Squamata, Eublepharidae. Gene Ontology annotation, molecular function: calcium ion binding; phosphatidylinositol-4,5-bisphosphate phospholipase C activity. Gene Ontology annotation, biological process: intracellular signal transduction; lipid metabolic process. The record is from RefSeq and is a predicted model, not a curated record.
CAGGCCCGGAUCGGGACCGGCACUGAGCGGCGGCCAGCUCAGCCAUGAUUUGCGGCAAAAGGAAGAAGUCCCGUUUGGAAAGCCAGGAGCAGCAGCGGCAACUGGCAGCCCCGCCGGGCGCCAAACUCUCGCCGCACCGCGCCUUCAAGAAGCUAGGCCUGACAGAUGAUGAAGAUAUCAAGGUGAUGCUGAAAGGGUCCCUCCUCUGGAAAAUCAAGGGCCGCCAGCAGCAGAAGCAAAGGCUUCACCGCCUUCAGGAAGACGGGAUGACCAUCUGGUUUGAGACCCGCUUCAAAAGGGGUCACUCCAAACACGUCUUCUCCAUCUUGCACAUAGAAAGUGUGCGUGAAGGCUAUCAGUCUGAGGGGCUCCGGAAAUAUGGCGGCUCUUUCCCCGAGCCCCAGUGCUUCACUAUUGUUUUCCGAGGCAAGCGGAAAAACCUGGAUCUUGCGGCCCAGACUAUGGAGGAAGCUCAGCAGUGGGUGAGAGGCCUCACCAAACUGAUGGGCAGAGCAGAAGCCAUGAGCCAGCGAGAAAAGCUGGAGCACUGGAUUCAUGACAUCCUACAGCGAGCCGACAAGAAUAAGGACAACAAGAUGAGCUUCAAGGAGAUCAAAAACAUGUUGCGCAUGAUAAACAUCGACAUGAACGACAUCUAUGCUUACAGGCUCUUCAAGGAGUGUGAUAAAUCAAACAAUGACCGUUUAGAGGAGCAUGAGAUCGAGGAGUUCUGCACACGUCUGAUGGCUCGCCCUGAACUGGAAGACAUUUUCUACCGCUAUUCAGGCAAAGAUUGUGUGCUAUCGGCCGAGGAACUGCGGGAAUUUCUGCGAGACCAGGGAGAGGAGGCGAGCUUGCAGCGGGCUCGGGACAUCAUCCAGCUGUAUGAGCUGAACGAGAAAGCUAGGCAACAUGACCUCAUGAUGCUGGACGGAUUCACUAUGUACCUGCUGUCUUCAGCUGGAAGCAUCCUCAACCAAGCCCACACGAGAAUCUACCAAGACAUGAGCCAGCCUCUCUGCCAUUACUUCAUUUCCAGCUCCCAUAACACCUACCUGACGGACAACCAGAUUGGUGGGGCCAGUAGCACUGAGGCUUACAUCCGCGCGUUGAUGAAAGGGUGCCGAUGUGUGGAGCUUGACUGCUGGGAGGGGUCCAAUGGGGAGCCUGUCAUUUACCAUGGCCAUACCCUCACCUCCAAGAUCCUCUUCCGGGAUGCUAUUGAGAGCAUUCGGGACUAUGCAUUCAAGCACUCUGCCUAUCCCUUAAUCCUCUCACUGGAAAACCACUGUGGUCUGGAGCAGCAAUCCACAAUGGCCCGCCACAUGAAGACCAUCUUAGGAGACAUGCUGCUGACUCAGCCGCUGGAUGGAGACUCUCCCAAACAGCUCCCAUCCCCAGAGCAGUUAAAGUGGAAGAUCCUAGUGAAAGGGAAGAAGCUGCCGAAGGACAAGAGUGACCCAGAAAGAGUGAGCUUCACCUCCAGUCCCGAAGAGGAGACAGAGGAGGAUGAAGAUGAGAAGUCCACGAACUCUCUCCAGGAGAUCAAACCACUACAGGCAAAGGAUGCCACGCAGAUUUCACGGGAGCUCUCAGAUGUGGUUGUCUACUGCCGGUCUGUCCCCUUCCAAAGCUUGUCUCAUGCCCUGCACCACCAGCAACCUAUGGAAAUGUCUUCAUUCAGUGAGCGGAAAGCCAGGAAGCUGAUCAAGGAAUCAGGAAACCUUUUUGUCCGCUACAACGUUCGACACCUCAGCCGCAUUUACCCUCUGGGGCUCAAGAUGAACUCCUCCAAUUACAAUCCCCAGGAGAUGUGGAAUGCUGGUUGCCAACUAGUGGCACUGAAUUUCCAGACACCAGGGGUAGAGAUGGACCUCAAUGAUGGACGCUUCCUGGUGAAUGGUUGUUGUGGCUAUGUGCUGAAACCUGCUUGGCUACGCCACAGUCAGAGUGCCUUUGACCCUGAGUCCCCCCGGCGUAGCACUGGCCAGCGCCCUAUUGCCCUCACUAUCAAGGUGAUCACGGCACAGCAGCUCCCCAAGCUGAACAAAGAGAAGAACUCUUCCAUCGUCGACCCCUUUGUGCGUGUUGAGAUCCAUGGCAUUCCCACAGACUGUUCCAGGAAGCAGACAGAGUAUCGUCUGAAUAAUGGGUUUAAUCCAUGCUGGAAUGAAACGCUGACGUUCCAGGUUCGGGUUCCAGAACUGGCAUUGGUGCGCUUCGUCGUGGAAGAUUAUGACACAACUUCCUCCAAUGACUUUGUGGGACAAUUCACUUUGCCACUGCCCAGCUUAAAGGAAGGGUAUCGCCACAUCCACCUGUUGUCUAAAGAUGGCACGUCCCUUUCUCCUGCCACGCUUUUUGUGCACGUGAAAUGCAAGAAGAUGUGAAAGUGGGUUAACAAGUUGUGGAGGACACUCAGGCCACAGCAGAAGCAUGGCUGCGCUAAUACUUGGUACUCCACUCUGUCAAACCACGUGUGCUUCUGAGUCACGCAGAGGAAGUGGUGUGGGGGCCAGACCCCAUAGGCUGGGCUGAAGCAGCAGCAUGGAAGUCAACCCUUGCUUGAAGCUUCUGUUAGGGGCAGGGAUCUGGAGAAACAUGGUGCUGUUGAGUUUGAAAGCAGAAAACCACUUCUCGACACAAUUUGGGAUGCUGAGAGAGGGUGCCAUCUCAUCCCCUUUUCUGGGAUAGCUUGGGAAACAGGCCACAGGUUGGGGAGAUGCUCUCAGCUGAGUUUCCUAUAGUCACACAUCUUACAUGUAGCAGUUUGUGAAAAAAUUUAUUAAGCUGUCUUGCAGGGAACAGGGAAUAGGAAAGGAAAUGUGAAACAGAACACAGGACUGCAAGCCUGUGUGGAAGACUGGACUGUGAAUACAGUGCAAACAUUCAGGCAGGUGUGGCCUACCUCAGAGGCCUCCACUGUUUAAUGUGCAAUGCAUGCGUAACCACAUUGUCUUGGGUUUGCCUGAAAUCACCAAGGCAGAAUGCCUUGAUAGGACAUUAGGUUGGAUGUGUAAGAAAACUGCAUUUGUGCUUCUGUAGGAAACAGCUCCUCAACCCACCUGAGCAAACAUAUGACUUCUUGUUGCAUAAAUAGACUGGUACCCUGACGGUAUCUGAGCCUUUUAGCUUAUGCUAGUGGAUGGCAGACAUAAAUUACAAGCCAGUGAGAGCCAUGAAUUUCAUGUGACCAGCCCCCUGCCCACUCCAGAAUCAGAUUCGCCCACAGCUGAUAAAUCCUACAUGUCAUACAGUAUAUAUUUCCACCCAAAGAGGACACUAAAUUCCAGUAUUAUAAGCAACUUCCUUGUAGCCUAAGAACUUCUCUUACUGAGAGCAGCAGUGCUGGUUUCUACAUAUGUGGGUGUCAUUUUAAUGCUGGACCACACACCAAAAUGAUUAAUUAUGGAGAACAAGUUCUUAAAAUCAAGAGAGGAAAGCACAAACCACUAGUCUCUCCAAGGGGUGCUAUAUUAUUUUAUUGUUGUUUCUGGAUGAGCAUCAGCAAUUACUGUCUCAAUGAUUUAUGUGUAUUACCUAUAUUGAUGUGUGUGUAAAGAGCUGUCAUGUCACAACUGACUUAUGGUGACCCCAGCAAGGGGCUUUCAAGGCAAGUGAGAAGCAGAAGUGGUUUGCCAUUGCCUUCCUCUGCAGAGUCUUCCUUGGUGGUCUCCCAUCCAAAUACUGACCUUGCUUAGCUUCUGAGAUCAGGUUAUACCAUGCUGCCUCCCCUCACAUAUAUUUAUACCUUUGGGAAAAAUCAGAGUAACCACAGGGGCCAAAUACACUUUUGCCUCCUUUUUUUAAAGGGAGACUAUAUUUUUAGAAAAUCUUCUGUGCUGCUCUCUCAUCCUGCCCCAAAGGCAGUUUCACUAUCCCAGAAUAGUGCCUCCUUCUGGUCUGGAAACAGUCAAAUUCCUGACGUCACCAGAAAAAGCUCCAUAGCUGUGGAGACCAGCUCCAGCUUUGCAGCAGGGUCAACAGGGAGCCAGCAUUCUACCUAUGGCUUUUAAACAUCUUUUAUGCAGUCGAUGUUAAGCUCCCAACCUCAAGGCUGAAACAGGGCUGCUUUCUCCUUUCCUUUCUACUCAUGGCUUAUUUGAAAGGCCAUAUUUUAGUUCCUUAAGAAUCAAAAGCAGGAGUUGGUAACUGCUGACCAUGUUGCUAAAUCUGGACACUGACAAGUUGCCCCCCCUCCACUGUUGCCCUUCUGAUGGUUCAGUGGAGCCUUUUGGUUUGUCUCCUGACAGCUGAGUUCAGCUGGGAUGGGAAGCUACCAGAAAUACAUGGAUCCUGCCCCCCACUUUGGGGCCUGUGAACCCGCGCUGAAAAGCAAUGUAAAAAGUCUUAGGUUGCUUUAAAAUGUGACAAAGAAUAGUACUUUGAUGUAGCUUUGUAAAAAGAUAUGAAUAGUACAAUAUAUGAAAUAAGGAUUUAUUUUUUGAUGAUCCAGAAAUGCUUUACUGUAACUUACUUCUUAAUGCUGAAUGGUUGGGUGUGUGCUCUGAAUUCUGAGGGGAAAGCACAAGCUGAAAUGCUCAGCUGGACCUCACCUUUGUUUUUUGCAUUGAGGAAUUUAGCAUCCAACCUGCAUGCAACACUUGACUAAACACAGAGCAGGCCUGCAUUUUUUGGGUGUGCAUUAUUAGGGUUCCUCUAACCCCAUAAAUUGUCAGGUCAUUUCACAAUGCUACCACUCUGAUACUACUUUAAAGGCAGACCACCAGCAGAUUGCCAUGUGUGAUGAAGGCAUGUACCUCUACUUUGGAUGUACAUAAUAGCUGCAUAUGAUAGGAAGCUACAGCUACAUGCAGCUUCCGUGUUCUCAUCCAUACUGCAAGAUAAUUAAAAGCCCUCUACAGCCUUUUAUUUUAACAGUAGUUAAGUUAGAGGAUUUGAAAAGACAGCCACCACAGACUUUGCAUGUUUGAUGCAAGAAGAAACAGAGAGAGGCUGGUUUUUUAAGUCUGAGGCUGGAACUAUGCUGCGACCAAGGGAAAUGUCACUGCACUGUCUUCUCUUCCUUCCAGGAACGCCUACUAAUUGGUAAGAACAUCAGAUUAUGACUGGAAAGACCCAGGUUUAAAUUCCAGCUCUGCUGCAGUUUAUUAGGUGACUUGAGGCCAUCACUGCCAGCAACAGUGCGGGGGAGGUUAGUCUACAAAGAUAAACUGAUGGCAGGAACCAUGUUCACUAACAAGAGAGUGGGAUAAAAGGCAUCACUGCCUGGCCAAUGUCCCACCAGUAUAAUAUGCAGGGAUACUCACAAGACACCAGAAACGAGAGCUGAAGGAAACACCAAGCUGUUUGUUUCAAUAGCAGCCACGUACAGCUAACUCAUUUCCCAGUCACAUCUGCCAAGAUCUUCAAGCAACAGUAGAGGAUUGGAUUGUAAAUGAAAAGGAGCAGUAAUAAAAAAUACAAGUUCAUUGUAUUGUCUGCUGUAAAGCAGACAAUUAUUUUAAAACACUGCAUUAUGCAACCUAAUAUAUAAAAGAAUACUAAAUAGGGUUUUGUGUAGGCACAUAUGCAAUAAAAACCUCAGCCUUCCAUUGAUAUGUGGGUACAAUAUCAGCAGGAUUUGAGUCCUGUGGCAUCUUAGAAACCAACAAGAUUUUCAGGGCAUACAUUUUUGAGAGUCAAAGCUCCCUUCCUCAGAUACAUGGAGUAGAAAUCUCUGAGCCUUUAUAUCCCAGUCAGGAGGUGGGAGGGGUAAAGCAGAGAAGGGCGUCAAGUAAGGAUGUAGCAGAAUUACAUCUUUAGCACUUAGAAAAUUCAGGACCGGUUUCCGUAUUUUAUCAUACUCAAAUAAAGGCGCUACCGUACGUAAGUCCCCCCCAAAAUGAAUUAUAUGUAGUUAUUCCCUUAAUGCAACUUAGAUGUUUUAUUGUGAUUCUUGGAUCUGUUAACAGAUGGUUAAGUGUUUUGAUUACUGCUUUUUAUGAUUUAAUUUUAUUUUUUUCCUGUGUGUAUUUCUUGGUUAAUAAAAUUUUUUUAAAAAGUGUAAGACAGACUUUAUCCCUAAUAAAUGUCACUACCUGAGCUGAAAAAAAAAAAGUAAGGAUGUAACGAUACACUGUGGCUUGAUAAGAGUAGAAAUUAGUAUCUCUAGUAACUGAGAUAAGAAUGCAACCUGGAGGCUGGUCCAUUGUUCUGAAUUUGUAAAUGAACUCAGGUUCAGCAAUCUCACACUGUAAUUUGCCCUUGAAGCGUCUUUGUUUGAGGACAGCAACUUUUAGGUCAGCAGUGGAAUGUCCUGGAACAUAAAAAUAUUCUCCUAUAGGUUUUUGAGCGUUUUGAUUUUUAAUGUCAGAUUUAUGUCUAUUUAUUCUUUUGCGUAGGUAAUGUCCUGUUUGUCCAAUGUAGAGUGGAAGGGCAUUGCUGACACUUGAUAGCAUAUAUAACAUUGAAAGAUGAACAACUGAAUGAAGCGGAGAUGGUAUAACUGGUGGUGUUAGGUCCUGUAAUUGUGUUGUCAGAGUGAAUAUGGGGACAGAGGUAGUACCUUCGUUUAUUGCAGGCCCUGGUCCCAGAGUCUGUGUCUGCAUUGGGAUGUGCAUUCUUGUGAGUGAGAAGUUGUUUAAGAUUGGGGGGGUGGGGGGGGAGACUGUCUGUGGGAACUGAAUAGAGACAUAGGAUUCUUAUUUCACUACAGAUGCUAACUUCUCCUCUAAUCAAGCUGAAUCGUACCUUUACAUCCUGACUCUCCUUUGCUUUACUCUUUUCACCUCCUGACUAGGAUAUAAAGUCUCAGGGAUCUCUACUACUCUUUGUAUCCAAAGGGAGCUUUGGCUCUCAAAAGCUCAUACCCCGAAAAUCUUAUUUUUCUCUUAAGGUGCCCCUGGACACCAAUCCUGCUGUUCUACUGCAGACCAACACUGCUACCUACCGGAAACUGUCUUCAUGGGUACAAUAUUGUAACUGCAAAAAGAAAGCUAGUUCUGUUCCCAUUCUUUGUAACACGCAAGGUCUGCUCCUUAUUUCAGAAAUGAAUGGUUUCUACAUAUAAAAGGAAAAAUCCACUCCAUUAUCUUCCAUGGUUACAUAGAGGCACAAUGAAACUCUCUCCUUCAUUAGAUUCAGGACUGAAAAAACAUGCUUUUGCUUUCACCAGGCAUAGCAGCAAGAACUCUUCACAUACAAAUCUCCCCCGCUCCCUUGAUCAAGAUCCAGGUCAGCUUCUCCUUUUUGCUGUUUGUUGCUCAUUCUUCCCUUUUUCCUGCUUGCAGUUUGGAAUCUCUCUCCAUGGAGGGUCUUUAAAAAACCAGGGAAGGAACAUCCAAUCAAAGGUGGGUUUAGGAGACAUAACCGUGAGAGAUUCUGAGGUCCCAUCACCACCCCACACUCCUAUAUGUUCUGUAGAAAUGCCAGCAUCAGGCAAAUUCUUCACAGCUGACCUUUGAAUCAAUCCUUUUUGUUGGAUCAUACAAAUAAAAAAAUGAUCUUACCAACCGCCCAGCCAUUCCUUGCUAAUAUUAUAGCGGAAAAGAACUGUAGGCCCCAGGUGCCUUCUAGAAUCUUGUUUUGUGAUCUCUUUAAUAAUAAAGCAACUGUUAUUUAUAAAUGUAUUGAAUAGCUACAAUAAAACUUUUAUUUUAACAAG